AUGGAUAAGUGCGAAUCGUCUAGACUGGAAGAUCUUUUAGAACAGGAAGAACCGGAAGAAAUGCUAAAAUGUGAAGAUACUGAAGAUGAACUGGAAAGCGAAAUGACCGAAGUAUCUCGGCCAGAGGAGAGCUUAGAACUGGAUGAACUGACAGGUACUGAAGAUGGUCCAGAAACUGUUGAAAACCCGAACAGCUUGAUGACGCCAGCCUUUGCCUUUGCCAUUCCCGUUUUGGCCUUGUUGGUAGGCUUGGCCUUUGCUGUGUGCUGGAAUGACAACAGUCAUGGAAACCAUCAUCAGGAACUGGAAGACCAUCUGGAAAGCGAAAGAGCCGAAAAAUAUAGACUGGAAGAGACCUUAGAACUGAAUCUAGAAAAGCAGAGAUUGACAGAAGAACUGGCAGAGAGUCGGUUUGCUGCAGAUGAAAUGGAACGUCUAUGGAAGGAGGCGAAGGAGGAGAUUGCUUGGCUCAAGAAUCAAAUGGCAGAAAAGGACCUCUUGCUAAGAAAGAAUGCUGACCAAGAAGCAGUUAUGAAGAGUGAAAUUGCAAAGUUGCAUCAUCAAAAUGAAGAAGUCAUGGCUGAACACCAGCACUUGCAUGAUGACCUAAAACGGGCUGUAUACGAAGGAGAGAGGAUGCAGAAAUUAAAUAACGAUCUUAUGGAGGAAUUAGAGUUUCUGGAGAAGAAAUGCGAGGAGGAAAGGAUAAUAGCAAGUCUCAUCCGAGGAGAACUAGAGCUGAAGGAAGAGGAAUAUAGACUCAAAGCUGAGAUCAUCGAAGCAGAACUACAAGUGAUGAAGAACUGGGUCUCAGAAUUAGGAGGACAGAAUGCGAGAUUGGCUGAGGAGUUAGAAGAAGUGGAAAUGGAAUUGACUUCAGUGAAGAAGGAGCUAGGAAAUGAGAAGAGGAAGACCCAAAUUUUGACUGAAGAAGUCCAGGUCAUGAGGAAGUGGGUCACAGAGUUAGGAGGGGAGAAUUCCAGGCUCCAGGAAGAGGCAGACGAAAACUGCCUGGAAAUAUCUACACUGAAGAAAUCAUUAGAGAAGGAGAAAGAGCAAAACAGCUUUUUACAGGAUGCUCUCCAUUAUAGGAGGGAGAUUGAAAGCUUGUUUGAGGCAGAACAGAAGAGAAGGAAGGAGAUGGAGAAUUCCCUCAGAGUCUUAAAAGAAGAGCUCGACAACAGUGACCUCCAAAUAGAAAGAUUCUUAAAUGAGGAAAGAAAAUUAAUAUCUGAAAAAGAGGACCUAGAAGAGAAGCUAGACAUCGCUCUUAAUCACGGGAAUGAACUGAACAGCUUGCUGGAGGAAGCAGAUGAGAAGGCCAAAAAAAUUGCUAAUGAAUUAGAGGAAGAGGUCCAGAAAAGGGAGACCCAAAUACACCAUUUGUUAGGCCAAGGAGAAAGACUCAAGGAAGAACUGCAGCAACUUGGAAAAGAAUGUGAAAGGUUGACAGAAAAGUGCAGGAUACAGGAGGAACAUGAGGUGAGGCAAGAACAACGUUUCAGAGAGUGUCUAAAGGAGACAGGAAGAGGCUUUGAGGCAACAGGAUAA
This is a messenger RNA of Macrobrachium nipponense, 1551 nucleotides long. RefSeq names its product calponin homology domain-containing protein DDB_G0272472-like. Bases 1 to 1551 code for a protein of 516 amino acids. NCBI's taxonomy places the organism in Eukaryota, Metazoa, Arthropoda, Malacostraca, Decapoda, Palaemonidae. The record is from RefSeq and is a predicted model, not a curated record. The transcript has a single exon.